UAUAUGAACACCCAGUCGUAUCGCCCUCCUACUUUCUUCUCUCCCCCUCUCUCUACAAAUUUUAAGUUCUCUAGUGUUACUCGUGAAAUUUGACCAUGUCUGACGAGGAACAUCACUUUGAGUCGAAGGCCGAUGCCGGCGCUUCCAAGACUUUUCCCCAGCAGGCCGGAACCAUCCGUAAGAACGGUUACCUUGUCAUCAAAGGCCGUCCUUGCAAGGUUGUGGAAGUUUCAACUUCCAAGACUGGGAAGCAUGGUCACGCUAAGUGUCACUUUGUUGCAAUUGACAUCUUUAAUGGAAAGAAGCUUGAAGAUAUUGUGCCGUCUUCCCAUAAUUGUGAUGUCCCUCAUGUUAACCGCACUGAUUACCAGCUCAUUGACAUAUCUGAAGAUGGAUUUGUGAGCUUGCUGACUGAUAAUGGUAACACUAAGGAUGACCUGAGGCUUCCAACCGAUGAAAGUCUGCUUACUCAGAUCAAGGAUGGAUUUGCUGAUGGGAAGGACCUGGUUGUUAGUGUCAUGUCUGCCAUGGGAGAGGAGCAGAUCUGUGCCCUCAAGGAUAUUGGUCCUAAGUAGCUUCCCUCUACGUUUAGGGAUUGCUUGCUGCUUUUUAAUUUCAAAUGAGGUAAGCAUGGUAUAUGUCUACUAAAGUAUGGGAGGAUCAUGGGCCAUCUUUUCCAGGAUUCUCCAUACUGGUGACUGGAAUGUAGAUGGUUUUUGUUCUCGACUAUUCAGAGACUACUUUAUCAUUAAUGGGUUCAUGUCAUGUGUGCUACAUUUAUGUUCUGUUCUGUUCUGUCCUGUAUUUUUUUCUUUUUCUCUUUUUACAAAACUGUUUGAAUCUUGUUUAUUAUGGGUGUGAAGUAGAAAUUGGUUUUGAUGCAAAAAUAUAGAUUUGUUGCACCAUUUGAUUCGACUAAGAUGUUUUGAGGUUUCUUUUAAA
Molecule: messenger RNA, 942 nt
Organism: Olea europaea var. sylvestris
Lineage: Eukaryota; Viridiplantae; Streptophyta; Magnoliopsida; Lamiales; Oleaceae
Product: eukaryotic translation initiation factor 5A-2
Exons: 5
Coding region: 96-575 (159 amino acids)
Biological process (GO): positive regulation of translational termination; positive regulation of translational elongation
Molecular function (GO): RNA binding; translation elongation factor activity; ribosome binding
Source: RefSeq, a predicted model, not a curated record